ACGUUACAUUAUUUUUGGCCCGAGCCAGGAUUUACACUUACGUUACGUACUGUUCCGGAGAGUCAAUACGGCUGAACCCACUGAUUUACCACACGUUUAUAAAGCAAAUCGAAACGUUUAUUGCCGACGAAAACUCUGAAUCAAAUAGGUCGGGUUGGAUCGUUGGUGUAAAAUCAAUUGGAUCAGAGGCAAAGCCAGGCGAGUAUGUCGGCAUAGGCGUAUCUUACAAUGGAGCCAUGAAGGGGGCGGAUAUCGGCAUUGCUAAAAUAUUUCCAGGUGGAAUCAUAUCGUUUGAGGAUCGUUACGGUAUCGACAAGGUGUCACCCAUCCUCGACAAAUCCCAAGAUUGGCACCUGCUCUCAUCAAACUUUAGGAAGGAAAGCACAGUCUCAUUUCAAGUUUCUCGUCUCCUCAACACGGGUGACUCUGCUCAAGAUGUAGAAAUCACGGAGGACACGCUGCGUCUCAUCUGGGCUACAGGAAAGUUCGAGACUGACACUGGAAAAUUGCAUUAUCACGAAAAUGGCACAAGGGGCGUAAUUCCCAUUAAUUUCCUCGACCCCGAUAUGGACACACCGUCGCAUGAAGAACUAAGCAACAUGUUCGACUUGUGGAACCCAAAGAGAAAAACGCACCUCUCGAGGAAUGAGACGACCUAUAUAUGCUCGUUUUUCAAGAGCCCCGACAUCCCGAAGAGACACGUCAUUGGGUUCGGCCUUGAGGUCAAUCCGAUUGAAAAUCUGCGGCAUGUCCAUCAUCUAGAUUUGUACCGAUGUUCUGCACCCAGUGGGACUUCACCCACCGAAUUUUUUGCCCCCUUCGUCGGCAAUGAUUACGACUGUAGCUACUCACCGGUUCAGUUUCCGUUCGAAAACUGUCUGCAAUUUGAGUUUACUUGGUCGGAGGGUGGUGGUAUCACCCUAUUUCCUGAAAAUAUGGGACUUCCACUCCAACCAAAUGAGUAUUACAUGACCCAAACGCACUACGAUAAUCCCCACGAACGUGACGAUAUCGUUCUCGAAACCGGAUUCAACAUCUACUUGACCUCUAACCUGAGACCAAUAGAGGUUGGCCAGCUCUACGUUGGAUUUAUGACUAGUAAAUCAUAUGCUUUGACCGUGCCCCCAAAUUCGACUAAUUUCACCGUCAGUUCCCACUGUUCUUCUCCAUGCACGAGCAAUUUACCCCCCGAAGGAAUUAACACCUUCUCCGUUAUGCUUCACUCACACAACUCAGGGCGACGAAUGCAGCUUCGCCAAUUUCGAAGCGGUACCGAACUCCCUCCUCUAGCGAAAGAUGACUAUUACGAUUUCAACUAUCAGAACAAUCGGCGGCUUCGAGAAACGCGAAAAAUCAUGCCGGGGGAUCAUUUAACUGUGGAAUGUGUAUACGACACGGUGUGGAAGGGUGGAAAAAGUGUGCUGGGUGGGAGAUCAGCACGGGACGAGAUGUGCAUCGCCUUUCUACUCUACUGGCCAAGAAUUGAGAACGUAAACCUGUGCGGGAGUUAUCACGAUCAGGAACAAGUGCUAAAUUUCAUGGGGGUGGAAAAGGUUUAUCAGUAUCAAGGAGAGGUCGACGCCACCAUAAUUGAGCCGUCUCAUUUGGCUGGGUUGAAGUAUAGCCAUGUCGUCGAAAAUUUGAUGAACUGGUCUCUUCCUGUUCGAGAACGAUAUCAAAAAUUUGCUCAAUAUGGCGAACAACAUGCCUUUUGCCACCCAACUGUUGGACUUAAUGAAAGCAUGGCUAAAACAGCGUACCCCAAGAUUAUCCUGACACGUGAGAGUCGGGCUGGUUGGAAUAUUGGUGCUACUGGGAUAAUUGUUAUGUCCAUAAUUUUGCAAAUGUGUUUAUAACGAUAAAUAAAUCGGUAGGGACUCAGCAUUACCUUCCUUCAUAAUUCCA
Messenger RNA from Folsomia candida, 1905 nucleotides. Its product is annotated as DBH-like monooxygenase protein 1. NCBI's taxonomy places the organism in Eukaryota, Metazoa, Arthropoda, Collembola, Entomobryomorpha, Isotomidae. Gene Ontology annotation, cellular component: secretory granule membrane. Bases 237 to 1856 code for a protein of 539 amino acids. The record is from RefSeq and is a predicted model, not a curated record. The transcript is spliced from 8 exons. Gene Ontology annotation, biological process: octopamine biosynthetic process; norepinephrine biosynthetic process; dopamine catabolic process. Gene Ontology annotation, molecular function: copper ion binding; dopamine beta-monooxygenase activity.